AUGCAUACCCUCCAGCUUCCCGUGUCUCUGGCACUCCUUACCGCCAUCCCUGCCAUGGUCCUGGGCGUCACCACGACCAAGGCCUGCCCCCAGAAAACCAACGGAGACAACUGCGCCCGUGCCGUGACGGGUACUCGUCUUGGCACAGCGUUUGAGAGCUCGGCCCGGGCCGAUUGCAGCAGCUUCCUGGAACAGACGGCUACCGCUGGCACUGUCUUUGUAACCAACACCGUCACCACAACAACAAUUCUCAACGCAAACACUGCCACCAUCGUCACCGUCAAGAAGCGCGCCGAUGCUACAAAGACGGUGCCGGCCUAUGCCUCUGCCUGCUCCGGCUCUGCCCGCUACGCGAGCGCGUGUUCGGGAUGGUGCAUCACCGCCAGCACGACCACGGUGACUCCUACGGCUACGGUCACCUCGACCGUUACAGUCAACCAAUGCGCUCGCUCGACCGAGACGGUUUGCAACGCCGCGUGCGUCGAUCUCCAGACCGACUCGCAAAACUGCGGGACAUGCGGUAACGCGUGCUCUGCCAGUCAAACGUGCAGCAACGGCGCAUGCAUCGCCAAACCGUACUCGUGUAGCAAUCCAAGCCGCUGCAACAAUGUCACCCCUUGCGGCAACGGUGGGGGCGCGUGUCUAUGCGUGUCCGACACCAGCGGGCAGACAUAUUGUGCCGACGUAGGAGGAGGUUGCCCGUCAACGGGUUGCUCCAGCACUCUCGAGUGUGGGAAAGGGUCCGCUUGCAUCGCCAAUUCGUGCUGCAGUACGAAUUUUUGUGCCCGUGUGGAUACCUGCGGCGUCGCCGCACCUCAGAAACGAAACGGUGCCGUAUUAGAUAGCGGUGUAUGGAAAGGCACCACUUUUGGAAACUUCUUCCAGCCAGGCGUCUAG
Messenger RNA from Akanthomyces muscarius, 897 nucleotides. RefSeq lists its product as uncharacterized. Bases 1 to 897 code for a protein of 298 amino acids. NCBI's taxonomy places the organism in Eukaryota, Fungi, Ascomycota, Sordariomycetes, Hypocreales, Cordycipitaceae. The record is from RefSeq and is a predicted model, not a curated record. The transcript is spliced from 4 exons.